UGAGAAUUUAGCUUUUUAAGGUAUCUAAUAACUUCAGUUCUUAUAUUUGGCUUCUCGCAGGAUGCUUAAUCUCAAAUACUCUACAGCCAUUGUUACCCAAAGAUUGGAAUCAGUGAAUAUUUCUGGAAAAGCUAAUGCUGUUCUAUGUGCUGCGAAAGGCCCAAGACCAAGAUAUCCACGAGUAUGGAAAACUAAGAAGAGAAUAGGCACAAUCUCCAAGUCGCAAAAGCUUGUUGAAUGUAUAAAGGGAUUGUCAAAUGUCAAAGAGGAAGUUUAUGGGGCUCUUGAUUCUUAUAUUGCUUGGGAGUUGGAGUUUCCUUUAAUCGCCGUAAAAAAAGCUUUGAAAACCCUAGCAAAUGAAGGAGAGUGGAAGAGGAUAAUUCAGGUGACAAAGUGGAUGUUAAGUAAAGGUCAAGGAAGAACAAUGGGGAGCUAUUUUAUGUUGUUAAAUGCUUUAGCACAAGAUGAUAGACUUGAAGAAGCCGAAGAACUUUGGAACAAAAUAUUUUCUGAAAAUCUGGAAAGCUUGCCUCGCGUUUUUUUCAACAAAAUGAUUUCAAUUUACUAUAGCAGGGGCAUGUAUGAGAAAUUGUUUGAGGUAUUUGCUGAUAUGGAAGAGCUUGGUGUCAAGCCAAACACUUCGAUUGUCUCAAUGGUUGGGAAGGUGUUCCAGAAGCUGGGAAUGUUGGACAAAUAUGACAAGUUAAUGAAGAAAUAUCCUCCUCCAACUUGGGAAUACCGAUACAUCAAAGGGAAGCGUGUUAAGAUUCAAAUAAAGGACUUGAAGGAUUUUGAUGAUGGGGGUGGUAAGGAUCUAGCUGAUUUUGAAGAAGAACUUGAGAAUGAUUGCAAUGAAAUUGAUGAGGAAGGUGUAGAGAGUUCAAAUGAACCCAAAGAUGAAGCUGUUACCAUAUCAUCCUGAUAAGUCUUCUUUGAUACUGUACUGAAUACCUCGCCAAAAAAAUAUUGUUAUAUAUUACCAUUUACAUUUUUGUAAUCUAUCUUUACAAUUAAUUGAAAGGAAAAUCUUAUUGUAACCAAAGUGGUGAAUUAAGAAAUUAUAACCUUACUUUCUUGCC
Messenger RNA from Telopea speciosissima, 1079 nucleotides. RefSeq names its product pentatricopeptide repeat-containing protein At4g21190. The transcript has 5 exons. Gene Ontology annotation, molecular function: protein binding. The record is from RefSeq and is a predicted model, not a curated record. The coding region runs from base 62 to 922 and encodes 286 amino acids. Lineage: Eukaryota; Viridiplantae; Streptophyta; Magnoliopsida; Proteales; Proteaceae.